Tripterygium wilfordii is the source of this 5428-nucleotide messenger RNA. RefSeq names its product probable phospholipid-transporting ATPase 4. The record is from RefSeq and is a predicted model, not a curated record. Gene Ontology annotation, biological process: phospholipid translocation. Gene Ontology annotation, cellular component: plasma membrane. The transcript has 11 exons. Bases 1476 to 5234 code for a protein of 1252 amino acids. Gene Ontology annotation, molecular function: ATP hydrolysis activity; ATP binding; magnesium ion binding. NCBI's taxonomy places the organism in Eukaryota, Viridiplantae, Streptophyta, Magnoliopsida, Celastrales, Celastraceae.
AUUUUGUGAAAGAAAAUGCUUAUAGUUCUGCUGUUCUAGAUAGAAAAAUCUGGUUAGAAAGUUCAUUUGGAUGAUCAAUACAGGGUCCCAUAGAUGUUGAUGUAUACAAGGUCCAGUCUUGUGCAGUUCAGAAAAAGCAGUUCAGUGCUUUCAAUGCACAUUGAUUUCAGCUUAUUUAUUUGGUAAGGUUCAUCCAUGCAAAGCUACUGGGCACUGUGGAGGUGACAUCAAAUAUACACAAAUCCCAACAAUAAAUGAACAACCACCCUUCGACUUGUUCAUAAAUUCUCCGGAUUGGGAACAACAGAUAAUUAUAUUUCCAAUGAGGGUGGGUCCUUCUAAUGACUAAAGGCCAAUGGGUAUCUGGUUAAAAGCCAGUUUCAUUGUUAUGCUGACAAAAAAAGGCACAACUAAAAUCCCCAUUUUCUUCACACAGAAAAUCUUGUAAGCAACCCUUCAAUCUCCAUACAUCGUGCCGGCAAUCCAAGAUAUAUACUUUUUUUCUUUCCACAAAUGAUUCUGAUCUGUUACAGAAAUUUAAAACAAUCAUUUAAAAGAAAUUCUAGACAGCUUAAAGGAUACCCCAUGUUCUAGUAUAAUACAGCAUUCAAACAAGACAGAACUUUAUAAUAAUAAACAAACAAUGGAAGGUUCUAUGGUAUGACGUUUAUGUUCUCUGUAAGUCUACAGAAUACCAUAUCGGUUGUUACAAAUGGCAAUAUAUUAAUUUUAAUGUAAUAAAUGAUUUGGUUGACUUUUAUAAUAUACGUUGUGCUUUCUCCCACAUCCAAAUACAUGAAUUUCAGUUCUUUAAUCCAGUAGGAAUCGGGCAAGAUUGACAAAAUAUCUGAUUUACUGGUUCUGUUUAAUUCUUUAUCAGUGUAGUUUAGUUUUUUUUUCUUCUACUGAUCCUCUGCUUUUAUGAAUGAAUUUGUUAGGCACAGUGCUGCUUAGUAUUAUUAAAAGCAUUAUUGAUUCUUUCAAUUGAAUAAUUUUAGUGUUUGAUCACAGGAGGAGAAAUAGUGCAGCAUGGCUAUGUAAAACAAUAUUAGCAGUCUUGGUUUAAACUAGCAGUUACCAUGUGCUUCUCCCUAUUUUGAUGCAUACUUUUAGUGAAAGGAAAGUUUGGUUCAGAUAUAUAGAAAGGCGGCAUUGCUUAUGGCAGGCCUGCUGGAUCCAAAAAAGGCCAAACUUUUUGCAUAGGAAGUCUCUCAAACAGCAAUGACCAGUUCAGAGUAACGAACCAUAAAGGGACUGUCAAGGAAAAAAACAUUAUUGAGUACCUUCAGCUAGAUUCAAUGAUUGAUUCCUUUUCUAUGUGUUCUGUUGUUUGGUUUCCACAGUUGUAUGUUGAAGAAAAGCUCUCAUUGUUUAGCUACUAUACUACAAAAGUCAGCUUGAAUUUUCAGUUCUUAAUAUGAUCUGAUUGGGAGAAAGCUGCCUCUCUCUUUUGGUUGAUGAAAAUUUGAGAUCUUAUGGUGAUGGAAGAGUCAUCAAAGAGAGGAAAGCUGAGAUGGAGCAAUCUGUAUUCUUUCUCAUGUUUUCGACCUUGCAUAUCUGAUCCUGCUUCAGUUCAGGAGCCUUUUGGACAGCCAGGAUUCUCAAGGGUGGUUUUCUGCAAUGAGCCUCAACUUCACCAGAAGAAACCAUACAAGUACCCCAAUAACUAUGUUUCCUCAACCAAGUACAAUGUUGUGACUUUUCUUCCCAAAGCUCUCUUUGAGCAGUUCCGAAGAGUAGCCAAUCUUUAUUUUCUCUUGGCGGCAGUGUUGUCCGUCACUUCUUGGACCCCUUUCUCUCCAGUUAGUAUGAUUGCUCCAUUGGUUUUUGUGGUGGGGAUUAGCAUGCUGAAAGAGGCUGUAGAGGAUUGGCAAAGGUUCUUCCAGGAUUUGAGUGUAAAUUCUAGAACUGUUAAGGCUCAUUCAGGAAACAGCACAUUUGUAGAUAAGCUGUGGAGAGAAGUGUCGGUAGGAGAUGUUGUUAAAGUUAACAAGAACGAGUAUUUUCCAAGUGAUCUCCUUCUUUUAUCUUCCAGCUAUGAGGAUGGUGUUUGUUAUGUAGAGACCAUGAAUCUUGAUGGAGAGACAAAUCUGAAAAUUAAAAGAAGCUUGGAAUCCACACUUUGCCUAAAAGAAGAUGAAGAUUUCGGUAAUUUUAAAGCCACUGUGAGGUGUGAGGACCCAAAUCCAAAUCUGUACACUUUUGUGGGGAAUCUAGAGUUUGGCAAUGAAUCUUAUCCCUUAUGCCCUGCUCAAGUGCUUUUAAGAGAUUCAAAACUUCAAAAUACUGAUUACAUUUAUGGUGUAGUUAUAUUUAGUGGGCAUGACACAAAAGUUGUUCGAAACUCCACGCAGUCUCCAUCUAAACGUAGUCGGAUUGAAAGGAAAAUGGACAAAGUUAUCUACCUUCUAUUCUCAAUGCUGGUGUUGAUUUCUUUGGUCUCUGCCAUUGGCUGCACUGUGGUUAUAAAAACUAAAAUGGGUAAAUGGUGGUACCUUGUUUUGGAGGAUGAUGAUCCUUUGUUCAAUCCGGCUAAUCCGUUGGUUUCAGCAAUCCUGCAGUUCAUAAGAGCCCUUAUAUUGUAUGGCUACUUGAUCCCUAUUUCUCUUUAUGUCUCCAUUGAAGUUGUUAAAGUUCUACAGGCCAUGUUCAUCAACAAAGAUAUAAAGUUGUAUGAUGAAGAGACGGGCAAGUCAGGUAGAGCCAGAACGUCAAACUUGAAUGAAGAACUUGGUCAGGUAGAAAUGAUUUUGUCAGAUAAAACGGGGACUUUGACAUGUAACCAGAUGGAGUUCAGGAAGUGCUCAAUUGCAGGAGUUUCAUAUGGGGGAGAUAUAACUGAAAUUGAUCUUGCUGCAUCUAAAAGAAUGAACUUUGAUGUUGAGGCCUAUCGAUUCAGCGUUGAUGAAUCUGAUACAACAAGCCAAAGUUUGGAAAUGUUUGAGUUCUCUGUGGGUGAUACUAACACCAAAAAGGCCAUGCUAGGUAGCAAAGAAAAUAUGGAUAUCUUAAGUACAGGAAACUUGAGAAUCUCUGAUGUGGGGAAAAAAUCUGUUAUCAAGGGUUUUAACUUCAGGGAUGACAGACUCGUGAACAAAAAGUGGGUAUAUAGAUCAAACUUGUGUGACAUAACAAUGUUCUUCAGAGUCAUGUCUCUAUGUCACACCGGCAUACCCAUUGAAGAUGGACAGACCGACAAGCUAAAGUACGAGGCAGAGUCACCGGAAGAAGUGGCUUUCUUGAUUGCUUCACAGGAAUUGGGUUUCCAGUUUUGUCGACGAUCCCAAUCUGUGAUGGCUGUUAAGGAGCUUGACCCUAGCUCUGGCAAGCAAGUAGAGAGGGAAUACAAGCUUUUAAAUUUGUUGGAGUUUAGCAGUUCUCGAAAGAGAAUGUCUGUAAUAGUCAGCAAUGAAGAUGGAGAAAUCCUCCUCCUUUGCAAAGGUGCUGACAGCAUUAUCUUUGAUAGGCUUGCGGAUAAAGGCAGGAUAUAUGAAGAGGCAACAACUUCACAUCUCUCAAAUUACGCAGAAGACGGAUUGCGUACCUUGGCCUUUGCUUAUCGAAAACUUGAGGUUGCUGAGUAUGAAAAUUGGAAUGCAAUAUUUACACAAGCAAAAACUACAAUAGGUCCUGAAAGAGAAGAACUGCUCGAAAAAGUAACAGAAACGGUUGAAAGGGACUUACUUUUAUUAGGAGUUGCUGCAGUGGAAGACAAGUUACAAAAAGGGGUCCCAGAGUGCAUUGAUAAACUUGCUCAAGCGGGGCUGAAAAUAUGGCUGCUCACUGGUGACAAGAAGGAAACUGCAAUUAAUGUCGGGUUUGGUUGCAGCUUACUUCGGCAGGACAUGAAGCAAAUCUGUAUAAGUUUGAGCAAAGAAUCCGAGUCUAACAACCGAAUAAAGGCUAUGAAAGAGGACAUAUUACAGCAAAUUGAAAGUUCUUACCAAGUGAUGUGUGAUGAAGACCACAAAAAUGAACCAUUUGCAUUGGUAAUAGAUGGAAAAGCUCUUGAAAUUGGAUUGCGAAGUGAUGUAAAGAACCAAUUCUUACAGCUAGCUGUCAAAUGUUCUUCUGUCAUUUGCUGUCGGGUGUCUCCAAAGCAGAAAGCUUUGAUUACACGAUUGGUAAAGGAACACACUGGAAGGACAACUUUAGCAGUUGGAGAUGGGGCGAAUGAUGUUGGCAUGAUUCAAGAAGCUGACAUUGGUGUUGGAAUCAGUGGCAUGGAAGGAAUGCAGGCAGUUAUGGCCAGUGACUUCUCAUUGCCUCAAUUUCGAUAUUUGGAAAGAUUACUUAUAGUUCAUGGACACUGGUGCUACAAGAGAAUCUCGAAGAUGGUUCUGUACUUCGUAUAUAAGAACAUAGCAUUUGGCCUCACAUUGUUUUACAAUGAGCUGUACACAAGUUUCUCAGGGGAUGUCUUAUAUGAUGAUUGGUAUUUGGUGAUGUUCAAUGUGUUAUUGACAUCCUUACCUGUUAUAUCACUGGGAGUCUUCGAGCAGGAUCUUUCUUCGGAUGUUUGCCUCCAGUUUCCAGCCCUUUAUCAACAAGGCCAGAAGAACAUAUACUUCACAUGGGAGCGCAUCAUCGGUUGGAUAUUGAAUGGCAUCGUUGCAUCUCUGGUCAUAUUCCUCGCAAACAUUUACAUUCUUUCCCCUGCUGCUUUCAGAGAGGACGGCAAUGUUGCAGACUUAACUCACCUUGGUGCUAUUACAUAUACUUGUGUAAUCUGGACCGUCAACUGCCAAAUUGCUCUAAUUAUCACUCACUUCACUUGGAUCCAACAUGUUUUCGUAUGGGGUAGCAUUUUCUUAUGGUACAUCUUCUUGUUUGCCUACGGUGCAUUCCCGCUGAGAUCCUCCAAAGGAGGAUAUCACCUACUCUCAGAAGGUAUUGGACCUGCACCGAUAUAUUGGCUUGUUACAUUGCUUGUAGUAGUUGUUGCUCUUCUACCAUACUUCCUGCACAUUGUCAUUCAACGCAUUUUCUAUCCGAUGGACAACCAUAUAAUCCAAGAAAUGAAGCACUGCAAGAAAGAUGUUACUGAGAAGCAUAUGUGGUUGAGGGAACAAAGAAACUCCCAGAAGAUGACUCACAUUGGCAUCUCUGCUAGAGUCGACGCAAGAAUCCGUCAUCUGAGAGAACGGUUGCACCAGAAGAGAACAUCUAUAUUUAGAUCUGUUACCAAUAGUCCUAUAUAUAAAUCACUGCUGACAAGGAGUCCAUUGUUUUAGCUGCUAGACUGCAUUUCUUGUGGUGUCCACAUUAUCUGCAAGGACUAAUCCAGCUGUGUUGUUCAGCUUCUGAAUUCUUUAAUUCAUUUAAUCAGUCAUCAAGUGAGAUUAGUUCAUCAAUCAAAGAUUCUUAUAGUUGUCCAUUAAGGAAUUUUUUUUUGCGCAAUUUUAUUCAAGCAUUUUAAUCUCUUCUC